Molecule: messenger RNA, 2457 nt
Organism: Arxiozyma heterogenica
Lineage: Eukaryota; Fungi; Ascomycota; Saccharomycetes; Saccharomycetales; Saccharomycetaceae
Gene: UTP13
Product: U3 snoRNA-associated protein UTP13
Exons: 1
Coding region: 1-2457 (818 amino acids)
Biological process (GO): endonucleolytic cleavage to generate mature 5'-end of SSU-rRNA from (SSU-rRNA, 5.8S rRNA, LSU-rRNA); endonucleolytic cleavage in 5'-ETS of tricistronic rRNA transcript (SSU-rRNA, 5.8S rRNA, LSU-rRNA)
Cellular component (GO): nucleolus; small-subunit processome; 90S preribosome
Molecular function (GO): U3 snoRNA binding; protein binding
Source: RefSeq, a predicted model, not a curated record
AUGAGUUUUAAAACAAGUUUCAAAAAUACUGAAUUAGAUCCUAUUUAUGCAGGUAGUAGUGCUAUCGCUACUAUUAGUGAGGAUGGAACACUUUUGGCAACUCCAAUUUUAGAUGAAAUUAAUAUUGUUCAACUAAAACCAUCACAAAAGAAACUGGUUACAAUAUCAAAUGAUGAUGAACAAGAAAUUACUGCUUUAAAGUUAACUCCAGAUGGUAAAUAUUUAUGCUACGUGUCUCAAGCACAAUUACUAAAAAUUGCUGAUAUAGGAACUGGUAAAAUCAUGAGAUCUAUGAAAAUUUCCUCCCCUUCAUAUAUCAUGGACUCCGACCUAACCUCCACAUUGGUGGCAGUUGGUGGUACUGAUGGUGCAAUUAUAAUUGUUGAUAUUGAAAAUGGAUAUAUUACCCAUUCUUUCAAAGGUCACGGUGGUACUAUCUCUAGUUUAAAGUUCUAUGGUGAAAUUCAUAGCAACACAUGGUUAUUAUGCUCAGGUGAUACAAAUGGUGUCAUCAAAAUUUGGGACCUUGUAAAGAGAAAGUGUAUUUAUACAGUUCAAGAACAUAACUCUGCUGUUAGAGGUAUUGACAUUCGUUUAAAAUCUGAAGACAGUGAUUUAUUAGAAAUGAUCUCUGGUGGUAGAGAUGAUAUUAUUAACUUGUGGGAACUAAAUACUAAGAAAAAAUGUACUCUUUUAAAGACCAUACCUGCACACCAACAGGUUGAAGCUUGUGGCUUCAUUAACGUUGAUAGUUUAAGAAAUAUUGUCUAUACUGCCGGUGGAAAUGCAGUUUUACAAUUUAUUUCCUUGGACAAUGGCGCUAUAGUGAGAAAAAGCAAACAACCCAUUGAAGAAUUGUUUAUAAUCGGUGUUCUUUUGAUAAAUAAAGGCUCUGAACUGUAUGCUGUAUUUUCUGAUCAAUCCUUACAUUUCUUCAAUAUUGAAUCCAUAUUCAAAUUAGAGAACAAUAAAAUGGAAUUUGCUUUCUCUAAUUCUAUUGCUGGUAACCAUGGUACAAUUGCAGAUAUGAAAUUUGUAGGUUCCAAUUUGAAUAAGUUGGCAUUAGCAACCAAUUCUCCCACUUUAAGAGUAAUUCCUAUUCCCAAUGACAUGAAUGAAGACCAUUUACCAAUUGAUGUUGAAAUGUAUGAAGGUCAUGAAGAUUUACUUAACGCGGUUGAUUCUACAGAAGAUGGAGUAUGGUUGGCCACUGCAUCUAAAGAUAAUACAGCUAUUGUGUGGAGAUACAAUUUAGAGACCAACAAAUUUCAACCAUAUGCUAAAUUUAUAGGUCAUUCUGCUUCAGUUACUGCGAUUGGAUUACCAAAUGUAACUUUAAAAAAUUGGCCUGAAUAUUUAUUAACUGCAUCGAAUGAUUUAACUAUUAAGAAGUGGUCAAUACCUAAACCAACAGGGCCUGCAUCUAUUAACGAUAAGAUACACACAUUAAGAUCGUCCGAAUAUACUCGUCGUGCCCAUGAAAAGGAUAUAAAUGCAUUAUCCAUAUCACCAAAUGAUUCUAUUUUCGCUACAGCAUCAUAUGAUAAAACCUGUAAAAUCUGGGAUCUUGAUACUGGUGAAUUAAAGGCCACACUAGCUAACCAUAGACGUGGUUUAUGGGAUGUUUCUUUUUGUCAAUUUGACAAAAUUUUAGCUACAUGCUCUAGUGAUAAAACUAUUAAGAUAUGGUCUUUAGAUACAUAUUCUGUUUUAAAAACUCUAGAAGGACAUACCAAUGCAGUUCAAAGAUGUUGUUUUAUUAAUAAACAAAAACAAUUAGUAAGCACUGGUGCUGAUGGUCUUGUUAAAAUUUGGGAUUGCUCGAAUGGUGAAUGUAUGACAACUUUAGAUGGUCAUAGUAAUAGAAUUUGGGCUUUAUCAGUCUUAGACGAUGGUAAUUUAAUAGUAACUGCUGAUGCUGAUGGUAUAUUCCAAUUCUGGAGAGAUUAUACAGAAGAACAAAAAGAAUUAGAUAUUGAAAAAGAAAAACUAAAAGUUGAACAAGAACAAUCUUUACAAAACUAUAUAGCAAAUGAAGAUUGGACCAAUGCUUUUUUAUUAGCCAUUACAUUAGACCAUCCAAUGAGAUUAUUCAAUGUUUUAAAACAGUCCUUAGACUACAUUUGUGAGGAAGAUAAUAAUGAUAAUACCAUUGUUUUUAAUAAACAAUUAGAUCAGGUGAUAUCUACUUUAAAUGCAGAUCAAUUGUUAUUACUAAUGAAAAGAUGUAGAGAUUGGAAUACCAAUGCAAAGACUCAUAUCAUUGCUCAAAAGACUAUAAGGUGCAUAAUGUUACACCAUAAUAUUUCUGAGUUAACUGAAAUACAGGGGAUGAUUAAAAUUAUAGAUGGUAUUAUUCCAUAUACACAAAGACAUUUUGCCCGUAUAGAUAACUUAGUAGAGCAAAGUUAUAUUUUAGAUUAUGCCUUGGUUCAAAUGGAUAAAUUAUUAUCCUAA